Messenger RNA from Plectropomus leopardus (leopard coralgrouper), 1886 nucleotides. NCBI's taxonomy places the organism in Eukaryota, Metazoa, Chordata, Actinopteri, Perciformes, Serranidae. The record is from RefSeq and is a predicted model, not a curated record.
GGAACCAGAGAGAAAAGAAGAGCUAGAAAGAGAGAGAGAGGCAGAGCGAGGGGAGUACAAGAGAAAAGUUAGCUCAAAGCUCCCACAAAUCACUUUGUCACCAGCAAGCUCUGACAAGCACCAGGAGAGAGAGAGAGAGAGAGAGAGACAGGGAGUUAAAUAGAGCUGCAAACAGAGAGUUGUGUCAGAGCUGAGGAAACUCAAGAGGGGAGGUGUGAAGGAGGUGAUACCGAUGGAUGGAUAGAGGGAAGGCUACAAUCUGAUUCUCCAAACAGUGAGAGCAAAGUGGGGACUGUUGCUCCUGCUGCUUUGUCUGGAUGCUUUUGACGAGAAGGUGUGUCAAAUUAACUUUUUUUGUUACGAGAGGAUUGAUUGGUUUUAUUUCCUGAUAGCAUCCCUGGCUUGAGAUCACUUUAUUGUGUUUAAGGACACAGCCACAGAGGCAGCUGCUGUGUGUGUGUGUGUGUGUGUGUGUGUGUGUGUGUGUGUGAAGUCGGCAUGAUUCAGAGGCGCUGAAAGCAUUUUCUUGUGAGCUGCAGCUGUACACUGAUCACAUGCUGUUAGUGCUAAAAAGAGGUAGUCAGAGUGGAGAGCGAUAGAGGAAUAUCAGAUCUGUGGGGACGUUUCUUGAUGGCUUGGCUGCUAAAAUUCAAAUAAAGUGAGGGUUUUAAAAACAUUAUAUUUUCUUUUAGUGCACUGUGGAUGUCUGAUUAGCUCCGGGUUGGCUCGAAGCCUCAAGGGUCAUCUGAUCAAACUCCAGAAACAGAGAAAUAGGAAGGCCUUUUUCCACUUUAAGCACAGGACGUACUGUUGCUGAGUUCUCUUCCUUAGAGACAUUUACUUGACAUUACAGUGUGUACGGAGUUGUCCUGAGUGAUCUGUGAAGAGACCUUGUAGGUCAAGGUCAAGAAGCCGGGUCCGCAGAAAAGACUUGGACAGUACGUUAGGAUCUGCCAGAACCACUUCAUUUGUCUGAGAGUUACGACUGGUGAACAACACACACUGACAUGUGGAGGUUUGUUUUACAGGAUUCACUUUGAUACUGUGGCUUGAAAUCAUAUUUUCAAGUUGGUCUGUGAGUCCAGAAGCAGCUUGUUGUUAGAUUCACUGAGGACCCUCUUAGUCUCACCGUCUGUGUGCAUGUUUGGCUGGGCUCUGUUAGCUUUUGACAGCUCCGCUCCGGACUCAUUUCAGCGUCUGGGACGUCAUUGUCUUACCUGUGUGUCUGAGUCAGAGGCUGGCUCAUCACUCCAUGUCUGUCUGCCCACUGGGACUUUCUCCAUCUAUGCAAAGAGGGCACAAGUGUUAGGUGGUUUUCACAGCAGCAGCAGCAGCGACAGCGGUGGCACCAGCAGUCUUGAACUUUGAGGACUCUCCACACUGCAUUAAUUGUUCUGCUGUGUGUAAACACCUUGCGUCACUCACACCUCUCCCCCAAGUGAUUCACUGUUCCCUAAGCAUCCCCACUUGGAGGCAAAGCAGUGAGAGAAAAGGUGAAGGAGGAUUUACUCAGAACCAAAGUGCAUACGUGGUUGCAAACAGUCCGGUAAGCACCAUGAAGCUGGUGUUCUUGAUGCUCAUGUGUGUGUACACGGUGGGCAACGUGAGCGGUAUGUCUACGUGUAAGACGCUGGACCUGGAGAUGGUGAAGAAGAAGCGCAUCGAAGCCAUCAGGAGCCAGAUCCUCAGCAAACUGCGUUUGCCCAAAGAGCCUGAGCCGGAUCAGGCCGGAGAUGAGGAGGAGAUCCCCACCUCCCUAAUGUCCCUCUACAACAGCACCAAGGAGAUGCUGAAGGAGCAGCAGACCGAGGUCCAGACAGACAUCUCCACAGAGCAGGAGGAGGAGGAGUACUUUGCCAAGGUGCUGCACAAGUUCAACAUGACCG